Messenger RNA from Trichechus manatus latirostris (Florida manatee), 7387 nucleotides. RefSeq names its product insulin receptor substrate 2 (gene IRS2). Gene Ontology annotation, cellular component: plasma membrane; cytosol. NCBI's taxonomy places the organism in Eukaryota, Metazoa, Chordata, Mammalia, Sirenia, Trichechidae. The record is from RefSeq and is a predicted model, not a curated record. The transcript has 3 exons. Bases 1 to 3936 code for a protein of 1311 amino acids. Gene Ontology annotation, biological process: insulin receptor signaling pathway. Gene Ontology annotation, molecular function: insulin receptor binding; phosphatidylinositol 3-kinase binding.
AUGACGCCCCAGAAAGAGCCGCGAAGACGGAGUGUCCAGGAGAGCGCUCCCGCCCCGCGAAAGGCGCCCCCGCGAGCCGGUGGGAAAGCGGGAGAGGGCGGACUAGGCUCCUGGCGAGCCAUGCAGCGCAGCAAAGCCCGCGCGGGCCCAGGCUUUCCGGGGAGCUCACGUUCAUCCGAUCCCCGCCCGCGGCCCUCCCCGCACCCGGCCCCCGGCUUUCCUUCCACUAAAGGGCGCGGGGCUGCCGCGGAUCCUGCGCUCGCCGGGCAGCUAAUCUGGAUGCUCGUAAACAAGCGCCAGCGGGCUCUGCGCACCGCCACCCCCGUGCUCGCCGCGUCCUGCAGCGCCUCCCUGCCCGGCAGCGGCGCCUUCGGGGGCUCGGCCGGCGCCGCCGACGACAACUACGGGCUCGUCGCGCCCGCCACCUCCGUCUAUCGCGAGGUCUGGCAGGUGAACCUGAAGCCCAAGGGCCUGGGGCAGAGCAAGAACCUGACGGGCGUGUACCGGCUGUGCCUGUCGGCGCGCACCAUCGGCUUCGUGAAGCUCAACUGCGAGCAGCCGUCGGUCACGCUGCAGCUGAUGAACAUCCGCCGCUGCGGCCACUCGGACAGCUUCUUCUUCAUCGAGGUGGGCCGCUCGGCCGUCACGGGCCCCGGCGAGCUGUGGAUGCAGGCCGACGACUCGGUGGUGGCGCAGAACAUCCACGAGACCAUCCUGGAGGCCAUGAAGGCGCUCAAGGAGCUCUUCGAGUUCCGGCCGCGCAGCAAGAGCCAGUCGUCGGGCUCAUCCUCCACGCACCCCAUCAGCGUGCCCGGCGCGCGGCGCCACCACCACCUGGUCAACCUGCCCCCCAGCCAGACGGGCCUGGUGCGCCGCUCGCGCACCGACAGCCUGGCCGCCACGCCGCCGGCCGCGGCCAGCGCCAACGCUGCGGCGGGCGCCAAGUGCAACUCCUGCCGGGUGCGCACGGCCAGCGAGGGGGACGGCAGCGCGGGCGCGGCGGGGGCAGGGGGCUGCAGGCCCGUGUCGGUGGCUGGGAGCCCCAUGAGUCCGGGACCGGUGAGGACGCCUCUGAGCCGCUCGCACACCCUGAGCAGCGGCUGCGGCGGCCAUCCGAGCAAGGUGAUGCUGGCGCCGGCAGGGGGCGCCCUGCAACACAGCCGCUCCAUGUCCAUGCCCGUGUCCCACUCUCCUCCGGCCGCCACCAGCCCUGGCAGUCUCUCGUCCAGCAGUGGGCACGGCUCGGGCUCGUACUCGCUGCCUCCAGGCCCGCACCCGCACCUACCGCCCCCUCUGCACCAUCACCAGGGCCAGCGGCCCUCCAGUGGCAGUGCCUCUGCCUCGGGCUCCCCCAGCGAUCCCGGUUUCAUAUCGCUGGAUGAGUACGGCUCUAGUCCUGGCGACUUGCGAGCCUUUUGCAGCCACAGAAGCAACACUCCAGAGUCCAUCGCAGAGACUCCUCCUGCCAGAGAGGGCAGCGGGGGUGAGCUGUAUGGGUAUAUGACCAUGGACAGGCCCCCGAGCCACUGUGGCCGCCCCUACCGCAGAGUCUCAGGGGACGGCGCUCAGGACUUGGACAAAGGGCUGAGGAAGAGGACUUACUCCCUGACCACACCUGCCCGUCAGCGGGCAGUGCCCCAGCCCUCGUCCGCGUCGCUGGAUGAGUACACUCUGAUGCGGGCCACCUUUUCCGGCAGCUCGGGCCGUCUCUGCCCCUCGUGCCCCGCCUCCUCCCCCAAAGUGGCCUACCAUCCCUACCCCGAGGUCUAUGGAGACGUAGAGAGCGGUCCCCACAGAAGCUCUGGCAGCAAUGUGGGGGCAGACGAUGGCUACAUGCCCAUGACCCCGGGUGUGGCUCCCCUGAUGGGUGGUGGCAGCUGUAAGAUUGAUGAUUACAUGCCCAUGAGCCCCACCAGCGUGUCUGCUCCCAAGCAGAUCCUGCAGCCCCGAGUUGCCGCUGCAGCCUUGCCUCCCACCGGAGCUGGGGUGCCAGCAACAACCUCUGCAGCUGGAAGAGGCUUCUCGGUCAACGGGGGCAGCUACAAGACCAGCUCCCCCGCAGAGGGCUCCCCAGAGGACAACAGGUACAUGCGCAUGUGGUGUGGUUCCAAGCUGUCCAUGGAGAAUUCUGACAGCAAGCUGCUUUCCAACGGGGACUACCUCAACAUGUCCCCCAGUGACGCGGGCACCUCCUGUACCCCACCUGACUUCUUCUCAGCUGCCUUGCACAGUGGUGGAGAAACGCUCAAGAGAGUCCCUGGUUACUGCUACAGCUCUCUACCCCGCUCUUACAAGGCUCCUUAUACUUGCAACGGGGACAACGACCAGUAUGUCCUCAUGAGCUCCCCAGUGGGGCGGAUUCUGGAAGAGGACAGACAAGAACAACAGACCAGUCCGCAGCCGCUGGCCACCCCAGUGACCACCCAGUCGGCCAGCGCCUUCGGGGCCAGCGGGGGCAGCCACAUCCCACCUCACCACCCAGCAGUGCCUUCCCCCAUGCGACAGAGCGGCAGCGGCCGCCCAGAGGGUUUCCUGAACCAGCGCUGCCGGGCGGUGCGGCCCACUCGCCUGUCCCUGGAGGGGCUUCAGACUCUGCCCAGCAUGCACGAGUACCCUUUGCCCCCGGAGCCCAAGAGCCCGGGCGAGUACAUCAACAUUGACUUUGGCGAGGCGGGAGCCCGCCUUUCCCCACCUGCCCCUCCGCUGCUGGCCUCGGCGGCCUCGUCUUCCUCGCUGCUGUCAGCCAGCAGCCCAGCCUCCUCGCUGGGCUCCGGCACCCCCGGGACGAGCAGCGACAGCCGGCAACGCUCCCCUCUCUCCGACUACAUGAACCUCGACUUCAGCUCGCCCAAGUCACCCAAACCGGGGACUCAGAGCGGGGACCCAGUGGGCUCGUUGGACGGCCUCCUCUCGCCCGAGGCUUCCUCGCCCUACCCGCCCCUGCCGCCUCGCCCCUCCGCCUCGCCCUCCUCUGCCUCCUCCCACCGACAGCAGCCACCCCUGCCGCCGCCACCGGGGGCGCUGUACCGCCUGCCUCCGGUGACGGUGGCCGCCACAUCCCCGGGCCCCUGCGCCGCCUCUUCGUCGUCCUUGGAGACUGGGGACAACGGUGACUACACCGAGAUGGCCUUUGGGGUGGCUGCCACCCCGCCACAGCCCAUCGCGGCACCCCCGAAGCCGGAGGGUGGCCGUGUGACCAGCCCGACGGCGGGCGUGAAGCGGCUGAGCCUCAUGGAUCAGGUGUCGGGCGUCGAAGCCUUCCUGCAGGCGAGCCAAGCGCCAGACCCGCACCGGGGUGCCAAGGUCAUCCGCGCCGACCCGCAGGGGGGCCGCCGCCGGCACAGCUCGGAGACCUUCUCCUCGACCACCACUGUGACCCCUGUGUCCCCGUCCUUCGCCCAUAACCCUAAGCGCCACAAUUCGGCCUCCGUGGAAAACGUCUCUCUCAGGAAAAGUGGCGAUGGUGGCAGCGGGGGCGUGGGCAUGGGCCUUGGAGGGGGAGAUGAGCCGCCCAGAUCCCCCCACCAGGCGCAGCCAGCUCUUCCCGUGCCAUCGCUUCCCCAGCAGCCAAGGCCGUGGACGCAGAGUCAGCCCGUGGGGUUGAUAGGCUGCCCUGGGGGCAGUGUCUCCCCAAUGCGUAGGGAGACCUCUGCUGGCUUCCAGAAUGGUCUCAACUACAUCGCCAUUGACGUGAGGGAGGAGACUGGGCUGCUACCCCCGCCGCAGCAGCCGCCGCAGCCGCCGCAGCAGCCAGGAGACAAGAACUCCUGGGGCCGGAACCAUAGCCUCGGUGGUCUCAUCAACGCUGUAGGUGGCGGCAGCUCCAGUGGGGUCUGUGGGGGGCCAGGCGCUGGCCCGCUGCCCUCUGCCAACGCCUACGCCAGCAUUGACUUCUUGUCCCAUCACCUGAAGGAGGCUACUGUUGUGAAAGAGUGAAGAUCUCUCCAGCUCUGUCACCAUCACCAUGAACCCACACAUCUGAAACAUUAAAAGAAGAUGCUCAACUUUUUUUUUUUUUUCCAAAUACAAAGCUGCUUACAAUUUACUGUUGGGUCUGAGCAGUGACUACGUUUGGAAACCCUUCCGGGACGGUAUUAGACAAGGAAUCAACACAAGGAAGAAGCACCUGCCUCACUUUCUGCUUCCCUGUGUUCAGCAUCCGUUGUUGUGCUGCUGUUUCUGCUUUGUGUUGUGUUUUGUGUUUUUAGACGAACUUGGCUGAAGAAGUUACUCUCAAGAAAAUUGGAUGUUUUCAUUGGCCGCCUUAAAUUGUGGCCAGUGGCAUAAUUUCUUUUUACUUUCAUUUUGGCAAAGCAAAUUUAUCCCUCAGCAUGCUAGGAGAUUCUACAAAUACCCGUUCGAGUGGUAAAAUCUGGUAUUGACUGGCAUACACUCAAAACUACCACAGUCCUACCUCAGUUCAAGAUAAAGCCGGAUUUGCGUGGUUAGGGGUACGGCAGGACUUCCGGUAUGUCUGUUCUGAAUGUGUCUGAAGCGUGGUCAUUGGCCUUACUGAACUGGUUCAAGUAGACAGCUGCUUGUUGGACUUCAGUCCAGGGACCUGCGGUGUUUACUCACAGACAGAACCCAGUGUGGGACUGACAUUUUUAAACUGAAAUGAGAUUUGGGAUCAGACUUUGAAGACGGAUUAAUAAAUAAUCAUUAUUAUAUGUAACUGAAGCAACCUACUUUUGAAAAUCAUCAACUGUAUUGGGUUGUGUGGGGUGGGGAGGGAAGGGAUUUGGGAAGGGGGUGAGUAUCUCUUUUUACCUUUAACAGAUUUGUUUAGUCUUCUCUCCGUAGAUGUUUAUGUAGGUACUUCAGAUUUGCAAAAGCCUUUUAUCCUACUCACAAGCUCAGAUUUCUCUGCUCUCCUUAAUCUUGAGCUUGCAUUUCUUUAACCAAAAAUUCACGUAGGCAUGCUAGCAAUUCAAGGGUGGUCACGGGUUUGGCAGAUUAAGACAAAUAUUUAUUUAAUAUAAUGCUGUCAUGCCCGCCAGCAAGGCUGCCCUGAACAAAAAAGAAGAAGAAACUGAUAAUAAAAAUUUAAAAAGAGGCAUUCCAGCCCCGGGUAGUAUUAAUGGGAAAAGAAGCGAAGGAGAAAAGCAGUCUGGCAGUACAUGUCAGUUGUCCAAAAAUGCCUGACAAGACGACCCUUGUUUGAUGUUUUCAGUGUUCUGAAAAUACCAGUGUUGUGGCGAUUAUCACACGUGUCACCUAGAACUGCUGAAACAGACCAGCACAAUGUUCUGUCAACUUGCUGCUCCCCUGAGACCUCUGAUUGGAAAAUUGUGGUCGUUUUCGUCCCGUGGGUGCAUCCCCAGUGCCUGUCUUCCCUGAUAGUCAUGUAGAUGUUACACUAAUUCAUUGGAGAUGUGAGGAGUUGGGUUUUUUUUUAAGGAAAAAAAAAAGAUUCAUACUAUGGAGAAAAAUAUAUAUAGAUAGAUAUAUAUCACUAUAGAAUAAUGCAUUAAUGAAAUGAGGUUUUUAGAGGAAGACCAAAAAAAAUUCAAUGUCUUAAAAAUAUAUUUAAUGGCAAUGCAAAAGUCUUCCUGCUUACAUGCUGAACUUCUGGAACGGAGGAUUGUAUUACAAGACAAAGUUGAAUGUAAAGUAAUCCCCCCGGACAUCUUUAAGGUUCUUCUUUUCUGAAAUGACACAUCACAGCAGUGCAUAGGCCAUACGACGUUGGUUUACAGGUCAACUUCAGUGUAUAAUACACUUUAUUAAAAUGUAUAAAAUGCCCGAAAGUUUUUUUUAAUCUAGUUUUGGGACUAGGAAUGGACGGAUGGUAUUUGCUAUGUAACUCCCCCAGGUACAAUAGGGUGAAUCUGGACCCUGCUGAAUAGAGUAUAUUGACUUGUAUUUAAGUAGCCCUCUAUGCUUAGAAUAGUUACGCCACUACAUGAAUGCUCCGUGUUCACAGUGCAGCUUAAACAAGCAAAAUAAAAAGUUAAUAAUGUACUCAAUUUUCCUCUAUCCUGUACAUUUCAAAAAAAGGCAUAUGCAAUAUUUACAUUUUUAAUUUAGUUUACAGAAUGGAACCAAAAUGUAUAAAUGUUAUGUUUGCUAAAACUUCACAAUGUAUAUUGGGUCUUUGUACAUUUUGCCUGACUUACCUUAAAUUUAAAAUAUUUUUUGCUAUAUAAACUUUAACAGUUAUUACACAGUGUUUCCUUUUGGGUACGUAUUGUUUCUGGAUAUCAAGAUGUUAAAAUAUAUUUCUUGCUAUUGUGAGAUGACAAGAGACUUAUCUUGCUGUGUCUUCCAAUGUACACGCUGUAUAUAAGGAUAAGUGUGACGCUGCUGGAGACAAGAAUAAAUGGAACUAGAAUAGUGCAUUGUAUUUAGUCUGUAUUGAUCAUGGAUGUUCUCUCCUUAAUAGCCAUAUGCAAUAAAAUAAAAUACAUUAUUUAUGAAGUGAAUGAAGCUUUGAGGAUGUUUUUCUGUGUGGAUCCUAAGUUUAAUAUAGAGCUGCUCUAGAGUCCUAGAGUUACUUCGAUACCCUUUAAAUUUUGAAAUUAUUACUCUAGAAAUCAGACACUAUUUUUAAAAAUCACAAAAGUUAUGAAAAUUAAAUAUUAAGAAACAAAACUGUUUUCUUUCUUUACAAAACAGGCUGGAUGCUAUUCCAAGUGCUUUGCAAACAUUAACUCCUGUACUGAUUAUAACUACCUUAAAAAAGAAAACAGUUGCCAUCAAGUCAAUUUUGAUUCAUGGCGACUCCAUAUGUGUCAGAGUAGAACUGUCCUCCGUCGGGUAUUCAGUGGCUGACUUUUUUGGAAGUAGAUUGCCAGACCUUUUUCCUAGGUACCUCUGGGUGCACUCGAACCGCCAGCCUUUUGGUUAGCAGCUGAUUGCGUUACAUGUUUGCACCACCCAAGAGCUCCAUAACAACCUUCUUGUAAGCUGUGGUGGAGUCAAUUUCUGCUUAUAGUGACUCCAGGGGACAGAACAGGGUUUUCUAGGCUGAAAUCUUUAUGGGAGGGAGCAGAUUGCAUCCACAGAGCAGAUGGGUAGGGUUUGAACCACCAACCUUUUGGUUAGCAGCUGAGUACUUAACCUUAUUGUGUGCUGUUGAGUCAGUUCCAACUCAGCGACCCUGUAUGACAGAGUAGAACUGCCACUGGACGACUUGAACAACUUUAGGUGGUAAGAAUUACCAUCCCCAUUUUAUAGAUGAAAAGACUGAGGCACAAAGAGGUUUAGUAAAUUGAGGGCGUAUAGCGCAUGAGGAGUACAACCAGCAAUCAGACCCAGCAGUUCAGUCCGGAAUCCAUGCUUACCCACUCUGCUAUGCUACCUCUCAGACAUGCAUUCAUGAUGAUGUACUGGGAACCCUGGUGGCACAGUGGUUAGGAGCUUUGGCACAGUGGUUAGGAGCCUG